This is a messenger RNA of Meloidogyne enterolobii, 2487 nucleotides long. The record is from the annotation of a GenBank genome assembly. NCBI's taxonomy places the organism in Eukaryota, Metazoa, Nematoda, Chromadorea, Rhabditida, Meloidogynidae.
AUGCCUGGCUAUGAAAAUGAGAGAGCCCGUUUGAGACAAUAUUUAGGCAUUGAAUGGAGGCCUAGAGGGUUGGAAAGGAUGGAUGAUGGUAUUUUAGAUUAUUUUAAAUUUAAAUGUUGUUAUUUCUUAUCAGAACAACAAGCUCGAUUUUUGCGGCAUUCAAGUGAUUUAAAUUGUGAUUUCUCUAACCCAGACAAAUGCAGAUGGAGGAAUCUUCGAAAACCUGGAUUUGAUACAUUAGACUUUCAUUUAUUUAGGAAGGAGGAUUAUACUGAAUUUCCGGCAAGUGAAAGACGAUACUGUUUAAAAUAUAAAAAUUUCUCGAUUUUUCAGAUGCUUCAGGUUAGGCCGGGUCCUUCAAGAGUGCGUGUAGGUGAUCAAUUACUGCUUGUUGGAGAUAAGAAAAGACAAGAACAAACAGCUAUACUAAUUAGUCAUCCAAUUAAAUGUCAAAAUACAACUGGAAAAUUAACUUUUACGUUUUGGGUUUAUAAUGGUGCUAGAUUGGAGGUUAUAAUGCUUGAAGAACGAGAUGAGGGAAAAUCUUUGCAUAUUUUACCUGAAAAGCCCCAUAUAGACUGUGGAACUGUCCAUAUAAACACUGAAUGUACAGCAAUACUUCCCCCUCUCGACCAUCCUUUCCAUAUUGGACUUAGAGCUUAUGAUAUGCGGAAUACAGAGGGAUCCUUUGUUUUAUUAGAUAAUUUAUUUUAUGAAGCUGAAUUUUGUAGAGUUUCGAGUGGGCUUAUAUCAAGUUCAACUAAAGGCGAACCUGUUGAUAAACCUUCUUCUCUAACUUGUACAGAAUUUGACGAAAAUUGUAGGUGGAGAAAUAUGGGAUAUGGAGAACAUGGGAUUUGGCGUAGAGCUAUUGGAAUACUUCCCCCAUUAAUUCUUUUUAACGAAACUGGGACUGAUAUACAACCUAAUUUACCUGCUGCUUUUUUAUAUAUUGAGGAACAAACUGAUAUGCCACAACAUACAAACAUAAUUUCCUCAAAAGAUUUACACGAUGCAAGCACUUUAGAACUUAGUGAUACAACAAAAGCUUUUCGAAUGUUAGCUUCUGACCCAAUAAAAUGUCCGGGUUCUACAAAUAUUAUUUUACAAUUUAGAAUUUGGUCAACAAAAGGAAUUGAAUUAAAUUUGUGUUUAUUUGAAAGACAUUCAAUGCAACAGAUUGAAGGGAAAUGUCAACAAGUACCUGUUGGUACAUCCCCAGCAAUUGUUCAACAACAAUUUCAAACACCCCCUCAAAAUACUGAAUUUAUGUUUGUAUUCCAAGUUCAAAACGUCAACAAAGAUUUUGAUAACUUUGUUUUAUUAGAUGAUAUUGAAAUGGUUACAGAUCAUUCCUCGGCUUAUUGUGGCCAAUUAGGUGCUGAUAUUGCUGCACAUAAGGGAUGGUUAUCUGAUGGAGGGAUGUUUACUGCCCAAAUGCUUAAUACUCUUUUAAAUAGGCCAAUACAUUCUGCUAAGGACUUAACUUGUGAUUUCUCCAAACGUGCAUUAAAUUGUCAAUGGGCCAAUCUAGAAAAAUUAACUGAUGGAAUGUCUCAGUGGGAAAUAGGGAUUUUAAGUAGUGCUAAAAAUACAAAAACGAGCGAAGAUAUUCUUAUUCCAGUUGGAGAUGUAGCUUUAGCUCGCCUCGAUUCUCAUAAUAAAUCUGCAAUACUCUUAUCUGAACGUAUUCUCUGUACACUUCCCUCUUUAACCAAUACAAAUGGAAAUAGUGGAACUUUAUCUUUUCGAAGUUGGGGGAGUGGAAAUGGAAUCAAAUUGAAUGUUUGUAUUAUUAGAGCAGAUUCCUUAGAAGUUUUGGAUUGCCAAAAUGUUGGGGGAAAUGAUGGAGAAAGAAAAUUGACUGAAGAAGGGGAUGAGGGUGAAAUCUGUCCAUCAUUAAAUAAUAUUGCCUUUGGAGUCAAGAACAGUUUGAGAGGAAGUAGUGGAUUUACACACAAAGGAGAAAGAAUUGUUUCUCAACAAAACAGAGCAUUUAAUGAUGGAGAAAAACCACAAGAUUUUCAUGAAAUACCUGAUGAAAAUGUCUGCCGUCUCUUAAAAUGUGAUUUUGAACGUGAUGGAAGUAUGUGCCUGUAUACCUCUAGUCGAGUUGCUGCUUCUGUUUCAAUGUUCCGUGCUUAUAACAACAGUGCAUUUACUGUUCUAUUUACUCGAAGUAAAGUAGCAAUAUUAGAAUCUCCAAUAUUCCAUUUAAAUACACCUGCAAGGCUACAUUUUGAUUAUUUUGUUAGUAAAGGACCAGCAAAGUUACAUUUUUGUCAAGAUAGUGUGAUGCGAGAUCUUUCUUCGUGUUUUAUAAUUUCCGCGGAGGGAGAGACUUUUGGGUGGAAACAUGAUUUUAUUGAGGUAUUGCCAACAGAUCGAAAACUUUAUUUAAUUGCCAGACUAGAUGGCAAGGGCAGGGCAAAUGUACAGAUUGAUAAUUUGGAAUUAACUGAUAUAAUGGAUCACAGCAUUUGCUGA